CGCGCCGCGCACUCACACCACGCACCCGUCGACAGGGAAGAGUGAUAUGGCGUCAUCGAAAACUCAAAUAGAACCUGUCCAACAGCUAUGAUGCGGCGCGGUUCAAUGGCGAUCGUCGGAGGCGGCGAGCCUUUGAUCGUUGUGGAGGAAAGCGGAGUGGAAGACUCCGAGACGUCCUACCAUGCGCCCGUCCCGAUCCGUGGGUACUCUGAGGACCAGGAGUCCCCUCCAGACCCUUACCAUCUGUCGCCGUGGCGUGGUGGUGAAACACGCAAACACUCACUACCAACGCCCGCGUGCACCUCCGGACCUACCGCUAGUCAGGUACGCCGUCUUUCGGAGCGGGGAGAAGGGGCAGCACGCGAGGCUCGUGAAGCUGCAUUCCUGGCUACGUUAAGCCAGGCCUCACCGCAGCCAGGUGGUCGAAGACAUUCCGUAGUAACAAUAUCGAGAGUGCCUCAGGCACUAUUUGGACGAGGUCGCCGAGAAUCAAUCGCAGCGUUCCCCGCCCUAGGGCGCCGGAGGGACUCUGCAGCGAGUAUUAAAAAAUGUCCACCGGCUACCGAUACACUUGGCAGCACGCAUAAUCUCCAACUGGAUAUAAUGGAUGACAUCGUCCAAGCUCGCAAAGUACGUAUGCGUCUAUGGAACACUUCCAACGAAAAGGUUUGCGAAGUGCAACCUCUGGAUGAACGAUCGCCUAGUACCAGUUCAGUGAGGUACACGAACAGAGGGCGUAGGCAUUCGGACUACGUGGGUGCACCGUUACCGCCCAUUCCCGCUCGUCGCCGUGCAUCAGAAAUGCCCCCACCCAUUCCACCACGCAGCGGCGCUGGGGUUGUAUGCACGGAUACAGAUCUCAAACUCAUGCUCAAUGCCCUAACAUCAUCAGCCACAGAAAUAGAUCGGUGCGGUAAGCCCGAACAAAAAAGACGACUAGCAGAGAUGCGAUCCAGCAGUUUCGACGCGUCAGCACUGCGUGAAAAACUAACAGAAUCUGGAUCCACUUGGUUCACUAGACGGCAUCAAACCCUAGAAACUAAGAAGAAGGAAAACGAACCGCGAAAACCAAGAGUGACCUUCGCACCUGACUCAAAGCCGGCUUCCGGCGACACAGCUGCCGUAGUUUGGGACAGGCCAACCGGAUCUGUGGUGGACGCAAGUGCACUCGGCAGCGCUAUAGAAGUCUUCCUCCGCAGUGGUAAUACAGCAAAUACUGGACCUUCAACAUCCGGCGCAAAAAUUGCCAAAGAGACGAUAGCUAAAACCGAGAGUGAAAUUCAACCAAAACCUAGCACGAGUCGAGCGGGACGCAGAGAAGACGAGCGCUGGGUCGUGAACAGAUCUGAGGAGGAAGAAUCGGCCGAGGGAUGUGACGCCUCGCUUUGUUCGUCACUAAAAGACCUUUUCGCGUAGGCAUUUCAAAUUUAAAUAUUACAUAGUUGUCAAGUACUGGGCCCCUAUUUGCUGUCAUUCAAAUCUUUACACACUUGUAACUACUAUUUGUGAUGUCAAAUUAGACAGUUCUUGUAUGAUUGUAUCAAGGUUAAAUUAUACGGGUCGCACGAUAUUACUUGGCCGGGCUGAAGAGAUCAGAGAGCUAAUCUGAUAUGCUCGCGCAUGUACAAUGUGAACUAUAAUUGAUGUUCUAGAAUAUACCUUAUAAUAAUCUACCUUCGGACACACGCGUUACUUAUUUUCGUCCGGCCGACUGAAUCGUGUGUACAAUAAAUUUCGCGCAUAGAUAUAACAAAAUGCCAUAGAGAAUCAGAGUCCUGAUAUAUUUCUCAGAUGGUGAUGGGAGAUAACUUCUUAGCCGUGUACGCUCGAUGUAUCUUACUAUAUUUAUGAAUCUUUUAAUGUGAUAGACUGAACGCUGGACGCUGGCGCCGGUCGUCCUGAGUCGACUCACGACCGACGUCCGCUCUGCGUUAUAUCUAUAAAUAAUAGAGUAAAUUCUAUUUUCAUUGUAAAUUUUUCGAUAUUAGAAAUCAAAAGUUAUUAGAUUAAUUGUUAGUUAGAGAAUUGUAAGUAUUUGUAAUGAACGGACGCGCUCUUUCCACGCCGUGCCUAAAGCCGGCCCCCCGCGCGCCCGCUUUCCCCGCCCCGUCUCGUUGGACAGUCUUGUAAUCAAAUGUUAACCAUUAACAAUUUAUCUUUGUCAUUGUAUAGCAGAUAAUAAUCAAAGGAGACGGCGUUGGGAGAAACGUACGCUUAAUAGACGAAUGUGACUUCCAGUCGUCAUAAUAUAUCAAUAAAUUUUUAUCGAUGUU
Molecule: messenger RNA, 2273 nt
Organism: Pararge aegeria (speckled wood butterfly)
Lineage: Eukaryota; Metazoa; Arthropoda; Insecta; Lepidoptera; Nymphalidae
Exons: 5
Coding region: 88-1416 (442 amino acids)
Source: RefSeq, a predicted model, not a curated record